Drosophila albomicans is the source of this 5529-nucleotide messenger RNA. RefSeq names its product fibronectin type III domain-containing protein 5. The record is from RefSeq and is a predicted model, not a curated record. NCBI's taxonomy places the organism in Eukaryota, Metazoa, Arthropoda, Insecta, Diptera, Drosophilidae. Bases 2101 to 3687 code for a protein of 528 amino acids. The transcript has 10 exons. Gene Ontology annotation, molecular function: protein binding.
UCGGUCGCAGCACAACGCAUUCAUUACGAACGGUGCGCUGUGAAAGCUGUGUUUAUACCAAACGAUUGAAAGUGAAAAAUACUAAAGACACAGUGAGAGAGUGAGUGACAGAGAGAGAGAGGGAGACACAGCAGCAGGAAGACAGGCUAAGCGCAGUCAGUGGACAGUAGAGACAGUGCGGCAGUGACAGUGACAGUGUUUAGUCUGCUGUUAUCAGCGGCGCUAGUGACAACUUGAAUAGUCACGUUGACAGGCGCGGCGAUAGAGUGAAGAGUGAAGAGACGUGCCGUGUGCCUGCAGAGCCGGCGGCAAAAAGGCCACAAAGACCAAGAGUAAAUUAACAACUUAAAAGCUACACAAUACACAAAUACAAAUAAACACAUUUUGUUAAACGUCUGUCCAUACACCUGCAAUUGUGUGUGUGUGUAGGUGUGCUUGUGCUUGUGUGUUUGUGAGUGGGAGUGUUUGUUCCUGUCUGUGGCUGCGUCGUUUCGCGCCUCUCUCAAUUAACGUCCCGCCUCCCGCAGUGGAGCUUCAAACCUGACUCUGAAUACAAACAAACAACAACGAUUUAUAUUCGUAGUGGCGGCAAUAAUUAACGACAACAACGACGAGCCAAACGAAACGAAAGUAAAAUAAACACCAACAACACAAAAAUUUGAAACGAAAACAAACAACAAAAAAGAGAAAAGAAAAAAAAGCGCAACAAUCGACAGAGAAAAUUACUGCUUAAAUGCUUUGGCAAUUAAGCCAAAAAUUGUUAACAAAAUGCGCAAUGCAUAAAAUUAAACAACGAACAGCAACAACAACAACAACAAGAGCAGCAACUACGACAGCAACAGUAGCAACAACAGCAACAAGAGGCAAAAGAGGAACAUCGACAGCAACAGCUAAGCAAACAUUUAAAGUGCGGACGCAGAGGACGGCGACGACAGGUGGCAGAUUGGCCCCCAGCAGAGCCGUCGCCGUCGUAUUGAAUUAAUUUCGGCUUUGUGAAUGGCACGAGGCGCAAAACGAAGCGAAAAGAGCCGAAAACACACAGCACACAGACAACAUAAAGGCAAUUGCCUACUUUAAAAACAGAAACCGAAAAUUGAAAAACAAGCUGGAAAAGAACUUUACAAUAGUUGUUGUUGCCUCCGCCGCCGUCGCACGAGAAAUCAACGAUUGUCGACUGCGGGAACUGCGACAAGUUGACACAAAACUUCUCUUUUUUAUUGAUUUUAUUUACGGCCAAUAAUAACAACUAGCACAGCAGAUGGCAAUGAACAAUAGGAAAAGGAAAAACAUUACGGCUUGCCGCUGAAAAUAAAAAAAAAAAAGAAAAACAAAACUCGAACGCAAUGUGAAUAAUUUUACUCAAACGUAUCACGAAACAAUAAGAAACAAAUACAGAAACAAAAACAAUAUUGAAUACAGCGAGCGAGCGAGUGACAGAGAGAGAGAGCACGCGUUCGGGAGAGAGGGAGAUAGCGAAAGAGUUGGCAUAUAACUCACAUUUAUUUCAGCCUGCCACAAGUCAUAAUGCCCCAUGAUGAUUCAAGACAAGAACAACGCACACACGCACAGCCCAUAAAAGUGUGCUAUAAAAAUGAAAAACUUAUAAAUUAGUUAAAAAAUAUUAGACAGAAAGAAAUAGAGGCAGAGAGAAAACUACAAAAAGAAAAACGAGUAAAUUAAUUUUCAAGUUUAAGCUUGAAUAAUUGGACAACGAUUGCCAUGCAUAAAUGGCCAGGACCAUAGAAAGUAGAGAACAAUAAGAACAACAAAACAAGAAAGUAGAGGAAGCAACAGUAGCAAAAACGACAAAAGCAAGACUGAUUUUUAUGUUUUAGUUAGCUUUAUUCUCUUAUAAAUAAACCUGGCAGCAGAACAAACGACCUGAAAUCAGAAUCGGAACUUCACAAACACCAACGAAACGAAACGAAACGCAACGAACAACGAAGCGGAAACCUUAGGAAAUCCGCUUCCAGGACAACACAAUUAUCAGCAGCACCAGUAGCAACUGCGUUAUCCUUGUCACUAUCAACAUUACCGACAUCAUCAUCAUCAUCAUCAUCAACAACAACAACAUCGAGCAAGUGAAACUAUUGAAGCGCAAUGUUUGUGUUUAUUGCCGUCCUGCUUGUCAAUGGCUGUCUGGCUGGCACCAUUCCGGCCGCAAUUCCAGCUACACCGGAAAACAUAACCGUCACAUUUCUAACGCCCACCGCGGUGCGUGUUUCGUGGCAAACGCAGAUCGAUCUCAAGGCGCAUCCCAUCGAGAAGUACAUAGUGACCUAUAAGCCCACAGAUGACAGUUACAGGGUUGUACAGGAUGUCGCCGGCAGCAGUGAGGCCAUUGUCCUGGACCGUUUAUUGCCCAGCACCCAGUAUUCGCUGUCGGUCACCGCCAUCUGGAUGGGCAAAAAGUAUCGCAGCCGGGGUCAGAUCAAAUUUCGCACCUUGGAUUUGCCCAAGAACACAUCACAGCAGGACUUUCCGCCGGGCAUCUAUGGCCGCAAUGGGUCCGGCAAUGGCAGCAUCUUUGGCGACGACGUCACCUCCACAGCCACCAACACAUUGACGCACAGCACAACGCGCGAGCUGCCAACGAUACGAGGCGUGGAAAUUGGCAUUGUGCUCAUCGUGCUGAUGGUGUGGGCCGGUGCCAUUGCACUGUUCUUUAAUCGUUGGGGCAAGAUACGCAUGCUGCUGCCGUAUCAGCCGGAUUACAAGCACGAGCAGCUCAAGGUGCCAGGAACAGGCGUGUGCAGCGCCAGCGGCUGCAAUGGUCAGCACUCGCAUCAGAACCUACACCCCGAUUUCUUUGUCAAGUUCGACAGCAGUGAUUGUGGCGGCACCUUUGCUCACCCACCGUUGCACUGCAAUAGCCGCCACAUCCACAUGCUGGCGGAGGAGCGUUCCACAUCGAUAUCGGAGCGCUGCACACGCAGUCGCAUCAAUUCGGCCAUAUUCGUCUCGUCGGAGGGUCGCGGCUUCGAUUCCAUUGAGUUCCUGCGACGCCACGGCUCACAGAGUGUCCUUUGCCGCAAGGCCAAAAGUGCCGAGAAUAUCACAGACAAUGGACGCCGGAAGAGUUUGCGACCUUGGCGCACCGACGAUGACUCCGUCCAACCGCAGCAGCACCAACAGCAAGACUCCUCCCAGGACAUCGAGCUAAAGGAGUGCGGCAACACCGCUGGCGAAUUACUCACGCUGCCUGUGCUCCAUGACGCCAAGCAAUCGCCCACAGCGACGACCAGUCUAUUGGCCCGCUCCUCGGCCAUUACCACGGCCAAUGUGAUUGUGGGCAGCAUUUCAUUGGAGGCACCUCCACCAUAUAUGCAGGAUGAUGACACACACUCAAUAUCGGCGUUGAUUCAUAGCGAUGCCGCUGCCAUUGUGCAUGACUCACAGGACUCAGCGGAAACCGUGGAGGAGCUGGUACAUGUGCCACUGCUGGCAAGUCAAACAGCCACAGCAUCGGUUUCGGCCGCCUCAUCGCCCAGCAUUGCCAUCGAGGCGAAGCCACGUGUACUGGUGCAUCAACGCUCCUCGACGGCGUCUUCAUCGCCGCACAACAGUCCCAAGAGUUUGGGACUCGGCCUAAAGAUUGUGAAGCCCAAGAUUAAUGCCGUGCCAAUGGUGUCAGUGUCCGGUCCAUCGCCGCCCAUUGAGAAACCGCCGCUGGCGGAGUGUUUGUAACAAAUGGCAGCCGAAACAUUUAUCUAAGCGCGCUCACUCACGGCAUCUGGACACCCCAGACCUAGUCCCUGUUCCCACGACCCACAACCCAGACCAGCACCAGACACCAACCAUACACGAAGACACAGAGAACACAGAAGAACCCAACUAGCACUUGCACGACCCACACAGAAUCUCAGAUAUGGAAGAAAGUGGAUAGUAAAGUAUGCCAGCUGCUCAAAUAAGUGUUUCGGUGAUGCUAGAGAGAUUGAAUUCUACUCUGCUGCAGGAAGUAGAACUAGAACUAGGAAUAGGUGUAGGCGUAGGCGUAGGAGUAGGAGUAGGAGUAGCAAUAGGAAUAGGAAUAGCUGUAGUUAUUGUACCAAAAAGUAAAAAAUAAAAGGGCAUUGCCAUGCAGGAAAGCUUUGUAUAUUCAAGAACAACGACUGAAGUAUACACAUAUGUUACAUGUAUGUACGAACAUGAACUUUUAGACGUUUAUAAGGCGUUCUAUAGUAGUAUACACCACAUUAACACAGACAGAAACAACUGAUAAAUCAGCUUUAACAACAAAACAUGUAAACUAUCAGGCUUUAAUAUUAUGAUGAAUUUCUGGUCAUAGGCAGACCAACUAACAACAACCUGUUGAACAAGUUAUUCUCGUUAUUGUUCUCCCUAUACCAAUACCAUUUACCACUUAUAUUAGUAUAUACCUAACAAAUAUAGAUAUUUAUAUAUAUAUAUAGCCAAAACUAGGGCACCACACAUAUUUAUACACCACUCUUAUAGAACUUAUAUCAAUUUAACUAUACAUACUAUACAUAUAUAUGUAUAUUUAUAUUUUCAUUGGUAGCCUAUACACUUGCUACAAAUGUGUGUACUUAGGCAUUACCUUAGAGGUAGAUAAUCCCUUUGACCCACACAACUGUACACCUAUCUAUACACCCAAUACUAAAUUUACAUUUAUAGGCUUCUAGGCACAAUGAAUAUUUAGUCCGAAUCAGAAUGUUACUUAUAUAUAUACAUAGCUAACAUAUCAAUUAACCCACGACCAAAAACGAAACGUUGAAACUGUAAACUAGUCGAUAAAUUUAAAUUCCUACUAUGAUAUUGUAAUUAACGUCAAAUAAGAAAGUGCCCAGGAUGAGUUCUAAGUGUUUUUAAAACUACUUGUACUUGUACGUUUUCGUGUAGUUUGUAAUUUUUAAUAAUAAUAUAUAUACUAUAUAUAAUUCUAUAUACUAUAUAUAUUAUAUAUACCAAACAUAUGUAUGUACGAACUCAUCAUGUAUCCUUGUAGUGUUUAAGCAUGAAUUUUAACAACAGUUUCACUUGAUGUACCUACAUACAUACUUAUAAUAUAGAUACGAGUACUUAGGUAUAUGAAUUCCUUGAUAAUAGAGAUUAUACAUUUAAAUUAUAGAACUGAUGGCAGCACACAGAAAUCAUUUGCUCUCUCCUCUUUAGGUAGUCAUUAUAUUUUAGUUAUGUUACUCAAAUUAUCACAGCAAUAAUUGCCCAAAGUAAUUCCCAACUUAUCCUAAAUACUAACAACUAUUUAAAACUAUAACUUCAGUUGAAAUCAAAUCAAAUCUUAUGUAAAUACACCCGCACAUGCUACAAAUUCUAAUCCCACUAUAGACUCUCAUCAGCCUAUGAAUAUACCAUUUCUACUACGAGUAUGUACUCUAAUGGAACACGAGAUGUUGUUAUAAAGGAAUUGUCAAUUUAUGGUCCAAAGCUACAAUAAAAAACACCAUUCAAAUGGGUCAAAAGUAAGCUUAACUAAGUAAUACUUAGAUUAUGUUCAAUUCGAAAAAAACAAAUAUGUGGAUGUGUAUUUUUUGAAAUCAAAUAAACGAA